Molecule: messenger RNA, 713 nt
Organism: Macrobrachium nipponense
Lineage: Eukaryota; Metazoa; Arthropoda; Malacostraca; Decapoda; Palaemonidae
Exons: 2
Source: RefSeq, a predicted model, not a curated record
UGGGAUAUCGCCAGGUCAGCCUAUGCUAUACUCUCACCCGCUAUCACAAGAUCUGCUGAUCCUGAGCCAGAAGCUGAUCAUUCCUAUGGCUCUUCUUAUGGGUAUCGACCAGUCGCCUAUGGCUACUCUCACCGCUAUCACAAGAGAUCUGCUGAUCCUGAGCCAGAAGCUGAUCAUUCCUAUGGUUCUUCUUAUGGGUAUCGACCAGUCGCCUAUGGCUACUCUCACCGCUAUCACAAGAGGUCUGCUGAUCCUGAGCCAGAAGCUGAUCAUUCCUCACGCUAUCACAAGAGAUCUGCCGAUCCUGAGCCAGAAGCUGAUCAUUCCUAUGGUUCUUCUUAUGGGGAUCGACCAGUCGCCUAUGGCUACUCUCACCGCUAUCACAAGAGAUCUGCUGAUCCUGAGCCAGAAGCUGAUUCAUUCCUAUGGCUCUUCUUAUGGGUAUCGCCCAGUCGCCUAUGCUACUCUCACCGCUCUCACAAGAGGUCUGCUGAUCCUGAGCCAGAAGCUGAACCUUCUAAUGUAUAUGGUCACUCAUAUGGUUACCCCAGCUACCGUCCAGUAAUUUAUGGAUAAGGACUCAUCAGCAUAACAGCUAUAUCCUAAUAGCCAAAGAGGAGGACACAGAUGUCUAUAGCUAGCAAUAGAUGUCCAUUUGUUGUUAGUUCUUGAAUGUUCGUCAACUUCGACAAAACAAUAAAGUAUUAAUACUA